This is a messenger RNA of Penicillium alfredii, 2568 nucleotides long. Its product is annotated as putative transcription initiation factor TFIID subunit. Bases 1 to 2568 code for a protein of 855 amino acids. Gene Ontology annotation, biological process: transcription initiation at RNA polymerase II promoter. The transcript has 6 exons. Gene Ontology annotation, cellular component: transcription factor TFIID complex. Gene Ontology annotation, molecular function: protein binding; RNA polymerase II general transcription initiation factor activity. NCBI's taxonomy places the organism in Eukaryota, Fungi, Ascomycota, Eurotiomycetes, Eurotiales, Aspergillaceae. The record is from RefSeq and is a predicted model, not a curated record.
AUGUCCGCGCCAGGCGGCGCUCCCAGUCCCGCCCCGCGAGGUGGCAGCAUGGGACCCGGUGGCGGUAAUACUGGCGGCGUGUCUAUGUCCUCUCAGCAGUCUUUGCCUGGCACUCCAGUGCACGCGCCGCCUACCCCAGGUCCAGCAGCACCCCCCAGCGGCGCCAUGUCCCAGCAGAACUUGAAUCAGAUUACCUGCCUUCAAGCUAUCAUGGCCCCGAAGAAACGCACCCAAAAGUCGAGUCAGCGAGCUCCCAAGUCACGCCGUGAAGCUGCUGCUGGGACCUCUUCUGAGCCUACGCCAUCCUCUGCUCCGCCUGCACCUCCUGCUACUCAAGGACAAGAGGUCCCGGCAGACCAAGGAACUGGCUCCAAUGGGUCUGAAGCUGUCAUGAACAACAUUCCUCCUACUCUUCGGCCUUUCUUGGGUUCAGACUGGUGUCUGAACAUAGGAACGGCUGAACGGCGUGUUGAAUUUGUCAAAUUCUUGACGGAAAGCCCUCAUAUGGCACAAACUGUCAUUGAUUAUCUCGCCAAGAAGGGCUACAGCCGAACCGAGGCCAUGCUGCGCAUGGAGUCCGCCAACCAAGAAAUUGACGGCCGUCCUUUGCCCCCUCUCUCAGAGGAUGCUCGCCCCCGUUUCCGGCAGGGCUUUGAUUUGCUGAAGAACUGGGUCGAGGAGAACCUGGAUUUGUACAAGCCCGAGCUGCGUCGGGUUUUGUUCCCGCUUUUCAUCUACUCGUACAUCAACAUGAUCACCGCCCUCUACACUGAGGAUGCCAAGCAGUUCUUCGAGGCCUACAAGAACAUGUUCCUCCCGGACCACGCGGAUGACAUCCGAGUGUUUGAAACCAUCGGCCUCCCGGAGCAUGUGCAAAGCAAUUCGCUUUCGAAUCUGUACCGCCACAACAAGUAUCGCCUUGUUCUGAGCAACCCUGCCUACACCAAUCUCCUGCAGUUCCUUGAAAGCAAGGAAAAGGAGGGAGGAUCCGUCAUGACUGCGCUUUUGAGCAGCUAUUGCACCAUCAAGACCAUGGAUCGGGCUGCUGAUGAGCGUUUCAGCUUUGCUGCUAUGCUUGGUCAGAUUGGGGCGGCCCAGCCCACUCCUGCUGAGGAUGAAGGAAUCCCAGGCCACCAUCCCGGGUCUGCCUACACGGGUGACAACCCGGCUAUGGCGGGGACCUUGCCGCGACUGAGACUUGGCCCAAUGCCCUUGGAGCAGACAUUGGAGGAAGAUGUUCGCGCCGAACUUGCCGACGAGGAUGCGAAGGAACCCCCGAGCGCCGGCAAGAACACGCUGGUCCAUGAGUUUGAGCAGAUGAUCAAGAAAGAGGAAGACGACGAAGCGCCCUCCCGCACUGAUAUUCCUUUCCCUCCUUCGACUGCCCGGGAUGUUGCUAUCGAGGUGAUGAAAGUGAAGGAGCAUCGGGACCGGCUCAAGAUCGAUGGUCGUACUGGUGGCGUGGGUCCUGGCAUGAACGUGUGCAUGUUCACUUUUCACAACACGUUCGACGGGAUCAACUGCUUGGACUUCUCAGAUGACAAUACGCUUGUGGCCGCGGGCUUCGAACAUUCUUACAUCCGUGUCUGGACUCUCGACGGUGAGAAACUCCGAGCAGCCGAUCCUGAAAUGGACAAGCUGCCGCCUGCGAACUCUCGACGCCUGAUUGGACACUCUGGCCCGGUGUAUGCCGUUGCCUUUGCUCCCUGUGGUGUCGAAGAUGAGAGUGUCGCCGCAGAGAACCGGGUCGCUACCAAUGCUCGCUUCCUGCUUUCCUCCUCGGCGGACAAGACCAUCCGGCUGUGGUCUCUUGAUACUUGGCAGUGCGUGGUGGUUUACAAAGGACAUGAUCGUCCGGUCUGGGAUUUGCGCUGGGGGCCUUUCGGGCACUACUUUGUCUCGGGGGGUUCUGACAAGACGGCUCGUCUCUGGGUGACUGACCACAUUCGCCAGCAGCGUAUCUUUGCCGGCCAUGACCAGGAUGUGGACUGUGUCUGCUUCCACCCCAACUCUGCCUAUGUCUUCACUGCCAGCUGCGACCACACCGUGCGUAUGUGGGCAAUCACAACUGGAAAUGCUGUCCGCAUGUUCACUGGCCACACGGGCAACGUCACUGCCAUGGAAUGCAGCCGCAAUGGCAAGAUCCUGGCGUCGGCCGAUGACCAGGGAUCCAUUUUCCUGUGGGAUUUGGCUGCGGGAAGACUCAUGAAGCGCAUGCGCGGUCAUGAGAAAGGUGGCAUCUGGUCUCUCAGCUUCAGCUCUGAGUCUACGGUGUUGGUCUCGGGUGGCGCUGAUAGCACCGUCCGUGUCUGGGACGUCACUGCUCCCCAGGAGGCUACCCAGGGACGUACUAUUGCUGAGGGUGGCGGUGGCACCAAGAUUGAUGCACCCAAUGCCCCUCCUAGUGCUGCCAGCCAGAGCAAGAAGAAGAAGAAGGGUAAGGAUAAUGUGGUCACCCCCGACCAGGUCAGCGCCUUCCAGGCCAAGAAGAGCCCUGUCUACAAGGUCAAGUUUACCGGCAUGAACUUGGUCUUGGCUGGCGGUGCCUUUUUGCCAAAUUCUUCUUAG